GGCCUCUGCUUCUAUUCCCACCUGAUGGCCCUAUUAGCUGUGUGAUCUAUUAAGUAGAUUAGGUAGCGUUGUGUUAAUGCAGCGCAUUAUGGCCUUAAAGAAGACGUUAUUGUGAUAAGAACGUGGGUCUGUUUAAUAAAGACUAUUAUUAGUCUUUAAAAUAUUAUUUUCCAUGCCGAAUAGCUCUUUUUCAAAUUAUAAUUCUUUUGUUUUUAAAGGAUUUAUUUUUAAGUCCACCGAAAAGGCAUCCAGGAUAGUUCAUAAAUUUCCUUUUAAAAAACAAACCAAUUCUCAGGGGGUUUUUUCUCCUAAAAAAAUUAUCUCUAGCUGAUCAAAAGAAUAUUUGUGGAGCCCUAUAAGAGCCAAACCAAUUUUUUGCCUGGUAGGAUGGAAUUAAUUUUUGUUGAUGAAUUAAAAUAUCCCCUGAAAAACUGGGUUUAUAACGGGAAUAGUGAUGCAUCUGUAGUAAUAAGAUCCAUAGCUGUAAUUCACAGAAAGCACAGAUUAGGGAAAGAGAGGCAAAGGCAAUUUUAAGUUGCUUUUUGGUCGCAUUGAUUCUGGGCCAGCUGUGGGACGCUAAUUUACAGCAGCUUUAUGCAGGCUAGCAAUGGGUUCUGCUGCAGCCUCGAUUCCUGCUCAAGACUAUGGAUUCUCUUCUUACACCUCAAGAAUGCUCUGUAUGCCCGGGACUGUUAGGGAAGCAGUGAUUUUACAGGGAGUGUGGUUGCCUGUUCAGCUGCAUUCAUCAUGAUAACUCCAGCAUUUGAACUGAGCCAGGACCCAGAUUUUCUUACUAUAACAAUCAAUGUACCUUAUGCCAAAGUUUCUGAGUUUGAUGUAUAUUUUGAAGGAAAGGAUUUUAAAUUUUAUGCUAAGCCUUACUUUCUCAGGUUAACUCUUCCUGGAAGAAUUGUGGAAGAUGGAAGAGAAAAAGCAUCUUAUAACGUGGACAAAGGCAUUUUUACAGUUCGACUGCCUAAGGAGACUUCUGGUCAAUAUUUUGAUGGUUUGGACAUGCUGACGGCUCUGUUAGCACAGAAGAAAUCUAGAUCAGCUAAACCAUUAGUGGAAGAGAUAGGUACCUCUGCUGAGCUAGCCGAGGAGGAGGAGGAAGAGGAAGAAUUUGACUGGGAAAUUGAACAGACCCCUUAUCAUGAAACUGCAGAAAGCACUUUACAUUUACAAUGCUGCUAUGGGUUUGGAAAUUUGAAAUCAGGAGUGUUCCAGCGAUUGCAGGAUGAACUCAGUGAUGUUAUUGACGUUAAGGAUCCAGACUUAACUCCUGCAGAUGGACGCAGACAGAAACGACUGGAGACUGAGGCUGCUAAGUUUGAUCCUGAUCAUUAUCUUGCUGACUUUUUUGAAGAUGUAGUCAUUCAGCAUGUUUUGAAGUACAAGCCCUGGUGGGUUGAUGCUUAUGCAAAAAAGAUGGCUUCCCAGGGAAGGAAUCCUCAGGAACAUGUUAGUCAAACAACAUUCGUCUCCUUGUCAGAAGAAGAGAGAGAGCAGCUGAGAAAAUUCACAAAUAAAUCUUACCUGCUAGAUAAAAGAACCCGUCAUCAAGUGUAUUUCAGUUUAAUUGAUAUCCUUCUGGCAUACUGCUAUGAAAUUUGUAUUACUGAAGGAGACAAAAAUGUCGAGUCAUCAUGGAAUAUCAGGAAACUGAGUGCAACUUUGUGCUGGCUCGAGAGUUUCACUAGUAUUCCUGAAGUCCUGGUAUCCUUUGGAAGAAGAGUUUUAUGUUAUCCACUCUACAGACAUUUCAGAUUAGUGACACGAGCCUUCAGUGAUACAGUCAUGAUAUUGCAACUAGGUAAAAGUGCUGUUUUGAAAAGUCUGUUGGACAUUCACAAGAUUUUUCGAGAAAAUGACCCUGCCUACAUCCUUAAUGAUCUCUACAUUACGGACUACUGUAUUUGGAUUCAAAAAACCAACUGUCUCACUGAACUUUAUGUAUGCAGUGGUGGUGUAGCCAUGUUGAUCCCAGGUAUUCGAGAGACAAGGUCAAAAAAGUUGGCAGCACUUGCUGAAUCCCUACAGAAAGCCAAAUUAACUAAGGCCCAUUUAGGGUUUGAGCUGGAAGAGUUGGAAUCAGCUGCACUUCUGGUACAAGAGGAAGAAAGUGAGUUAAAAGCUGUCAGCUCUGUUUCCAAGCAACAGCUGCCUUCCUCUGAAUUGGAGACGAGUGACUCUGAAGAAUCAAGCAGUACUUCAUCAUCUGAGACAGAAAGCUCUGAUUCAGAUGAACAAGAGUCCUCAACCAGUGAAGAUGGGAAAAUAAAUUCUCUACAAGGCACACUCCAAGAGGAGAGGACAGCCCCACUUAUUGACUGCAAUGGAUUAGGGCGAGACACAGACACUUUGACGUUAGAUGUUAGUAAUGAAAAAUCGAAGGCUUCUUUACAAUCUACAUCUGUUCCUGGAAAACUGAUAGAGGAAUUAGGAAAGAAAAUGCAGACUGCAAUUAGGCUUUCAGAACAGCCCGAAGAAUUGGCUACUGCGAGCUACACAGUUUUGCAAGAGAAAGGAGCAAAUUAUGCAGUUGAACCCCAAAGACUUUCUGAGGAUCCAAGUGGAAAAGAAAAUUUCUUGGAGGUUUCCCCAAAGAAAAACCUACUGCUGUUUGUUGGCAGCACAAAUGAAGAUGAAGACUAAACAAGCGUGUUAGGAAAAACUCUGACCCUUUACGUAAUACAGCUCAUCGCUAUAAUGUGAUAUUGUUCCUAUAUCUAAUGUGUGCAAAAAGGAGGUGAUAUUUUUCCUGGGUUUUUUUUUCACCAUGUUGACAGUUCUUAAACACAAGACUGCUUUGAAGAGAAUCAACAAGACUUUUUCAAACCCUCAUAAUUAGAUAUAUUUUGUACAUCAGUGAUUCAUCAGAAAGUAAAAUUUUGAUCCCCAAAUGUAGGAAUCUGUAACUUCAGUAAAUACUUUCAGGAACAGUUUUAAUUAAGGUUAGUAAUGGAAUAAAGAGAGAGAAUGAAAUAUAACUGAAAAUAGUUGUACCAUCAGUUAACUGCCUCAAUUGAUGACAUCUUCUUGAUAAAUACCCCCGUAUAUUCAUGAUUUUUUUAAUGACAUUUUACUACAUUAUUGAAUUUCAAAUAUUUUAUUACUAAUUUCUCUGCUUUAAAAAUAAUGAUGAAUGUCAUAAAAAUCCAAUCAGCACUGGUAGUUUUUGUUUGUAGAGCCAAAUAAAUGUUCCUCAUCUUUUUGUUAGUACAAAAUAAAGGGAGUUUCUUUAUUGUGAGGUCCAAGCAAUGCUAUGUAUGACUUCUGUUUCUACAGUCCUGUUAUAAAUUGUUCUUUACCACUUUCAGCAUUUGUUUAUUUUACUGUGCUGUCCAUUUUUGGAAAUGUUUCUAGGUUGUCUCCUUUUCAAAAAUGAAAAAAUCUUGGUUUGUAUUACUAUUCCAGGGCUGUUUCUGGCCCCACUGAGGUGGGGAGACAAUGUGGUCUACUGCUCUGAGCACAAGAAUGAAAGCCAGGAACUCACAAUUUCUAGUCCCAGCUCUGCCACUGAUUUACUCUGUGUCUUUGAAAAAAGUCACUUAACCUCCCUAUGCCUCAAUUUCUCCAUCAGUAAAAUAUGAAUAAUACUUGCCUA
Molecule: messenger RNA, 3607 nt
Organism: Chrysemys picta bellii (western painted turtle)
Lineage: Eukaryota; Metazoa; Chordata; Testudines; Emydidae
Gene: SHQ1
Product: SHQ1, H/ACA ribonucleoprotein assembly factor
Biological process (GO): box H/ACA snoRNP assembly
Cellular component (GO): nucleoplasm; cytoplasm
Source: RefSeq, a predicted model, not a curated record